CCUCGACUGCGUUUCCACUUACCUCGCGCACGACUUUCGCCUUGGAGUCCUGACACAACUCUCCGCGUACUUCGAUCGCGAUGUCUUCCUCAGCUUUCCUCCGCACCAUCUUACACCUCGUGGCCUUCCUCAACCUGUUCCAGUGUGCGCUCGGCCAUUUCGAUGUCUUUCGGAUCGACCUGUCGACGUAUGACCCGCAAUGGAACCGCCGGCACGCACGGGACAUUCCCAGCAACGUGACAGUGACCGGUGAGCCUUUCAACGGGAACUUCGCCGAGGUCCUCGCAGCCGCUGGGCUGUACAAGGACUCCUUCUGGAUCGUGCUGCCCCACAACUGGCACUGCUCUCAAGUCUUGGACGCGCGCCUCGUAAACGAUAAGAAAGAUGUGAGCGGGAGGAACGUCGGCGUGCGUUGCCGUGGCGAUGGAUGCAUCAGCGACCACAGCACCGACAACAUCGACCUCAUCGAGAUGCACUGGAGCAACACGCCGCUGUAUCACUGGACGCUGUACAAGGAUCGACUUGACGACGAUAAGCACCAGAUCAUGUGGGGCGUCGACGGCGAGAAGUACGGCGCAUGCGAGAAGAUUGGUACGCCCACCCACUGGACUCAGUGUUACGACCGUCCCCCGUUCAUGGGCAACACGAAGACUUUCUUUGUGCAUCCCAAGUUCAAGUGCUGGGAUGCCUAUGACUGGACGCAGAUCAACGCGGCUCCCUGAGCGUGAGAUCUGUCUGGAGGGUUGAGAGCGUGGUUUGCUGACAACGAGAUUGGGAUUUGCGUCCCUGGCAUGGAAUUCGGACCGGGUGGUUGAUUGACAGCGUUUGUAUGAUUCGUGGUUCCUUCCGCGAUACCAUAACGAUCGUUUGCGUAGGAUUUGUUAUAAGGCCAAGAGAACGAUGGUACAUGUACCCCGAUCAGCUCGCUCACCUUUUCCAAUGCGUUAAAUUAGACCACACACGUGCU
Messenger RNA from Paraphaeosphaeria sporulosa, 967 nucleotides. RefSeq lists its product as uncharacterized. The transcript is spliced from 2 exons. Bases 81 to 722 code for a protein of 213 amino acids. NCBI's taxonomy places the organism in Eukaryota, Fungi, Ascomycota, Dothideomycetes, Pleosporales, Didymosphaeriaceae. The record is from RefSeq and is a predicted model, not a curated record.